Raphanus sativus (radish) is the source of this 1387-nucleotide messenger RNA. RefSeq names its product F-box protein DOR. Gene Ontology annotation, molecular function: protein binding. The record is from RefSeq and is a predicted model, not a curated record. The transcript has a single exon. The coding region runs from base 75 to 1220 and encodes 381 amino acids. Lineage: Eukaryota; Viridiplantae; Streptophyta; Magnoliopsida; Brassicales; Brassicaceae.
UUAAGAAGUCAGUCAAGCGCUAUUUAGCUAGGUCGAGGAGAGGAAAUCUAGGGUUUGAAAGCAGUGUGUCCGCCAUGCAAACACAGCAGCAGCACAUGCACAUGGAUGAGAUCCCAGUUGAUCUCAUCAUCGAAAUACUCUCGAGAUUGCCGACUAAAACUAUCGCGAGAUGUCGUUGGGUAUCGAAGUUGUGGGCUUCAAUAAUCUGCCGUACAGAUUUCUCGGAGUUGUUCAUGACAAGGUCUCAGGCCCGUCCGCAAAUCUUGUUCACUUUCCGAAAAAGCGAUUUCUCCUUCUUUUUGACACCUCAGGCUCAAAAUAAAUCGUCUCUUGUAGCCAAGAAUCAUAUGAAACUCCCGACUGAUGAUUCCUCUCAAAUUUGUGGUCCUGUACGCGGUUUCGUCUGUCUUACAAAUUAUUCAAGUGGAAUUAAGGAAACAGUGUCUACGGUAUGUAACCUUAGCACAGGACAAGCCAUUCAUUUACCCAAUGCGAAGACAAACGGUAAUUUCGUGAAGAGUUAUCUUGGGUUUGAUCCCAUUGAUAAGCAGUUCAAAGUAUUGUUAAUCAACAACGCCACGCAAGGAGUUUCUGAUGAGCAUCAAGUUCUGACAUUAGGGACUCCAAAUCUUUCAUGGAGAAAUAUUAAAUCUUGUUGCAUUUCCUAUUGCUAUCCUCAUUAUUAUAAUGAUGGGAUAUGCAUCAAUGGUGGUUUAUAUUAUGUAGCUGCGGUCAGUAAGGGUCCAUCUAUUAGUGCCAUAGUUUGUUUUGAUGUUAAGUCCGAGAAGUUGAGAAUUGUUAACAAAGCUGAGGGAAUGGAACUGCGGAGUGACUCAACUCUUGUGAAUAACAAGGGUAAAUUAGGUGUUUUUGAGGGAGGCUGGGUGGGUGGAGUAUUUACAGGAGAAACUACGAGUUUUGAGUUGUGGGUUUUAGUAGACGCUGAGAAACAUGAAUGGUCGAAGCAUUUAUAUGUAUUGCCUCCUCUGUGGAAGAAUGUAGUUGCCAAGUCGGACUUAUACUUUGUUGGGGUGACUGGUAAAGAUGAAAUUGUGUUUUCGAAGCUCUAUAUAUCCGAUUCUUUCUAUGUCUACUAUUACAACAUCGAGGACAACACUGUCACAAGAGUUGAAAUUCAAGGAAUGAGUGCGUUUAAGAAUUUUAAUUUUCACGUCUCUUUAGACCAUGUAGAGGACGUGAAGCUUAUGCAACAUGUAUAAGUAUUUAUUUAUUGAGGUAAAGACCACACUGAGAUUACAAUAGGGGAGAAGAGUUCAAGCAAAUCCAUCGGAGCUGUUUAAUCUUUAUGUCCCGGCCAAGUGUUAUUUUUUGUUUUUGUUUUGUUUAUGUGCUACAUUAGAUAAAUGAAAGUUAAAUAAAUUUAGUG